GCUCCUGCGCCGCCCCCGCCCCGCGGCCGCGCAGCGCCAGGCGGGCUCUGGCGGGAGCCAUGGCGGAACGCGGGGCCUGAGGAAGCGCGGGGCGGCAUGGAGGCGGAUUUCGCUGCCUUCGGGAGCCCACUGUGCGGCGAGGUCAAACGAUUCUGCAGACGGCUGCAGGAGACCUACCGGGAGAUCAAGGAGGACCUCACGCCCUACAAGGAUGACCGCUACUACCGGCUGGCACCGAUGCGGUUAUAUACGCUGUCCAAACGGCAUUUUGUUCUGGUGUUUGUAGUAUUCUUUGUUUGUUUUGGUCUGACAGUCUUCAUAGGAAUAGCAGGUCCUAAUGUAAUUGAAACUUCUGUAGCAAGAACUCACUCAAAUAACAGCCUAAAGCUGAAGCCCUUUAAUUUAAGUUCACCACCAUUGUCUACUUACAAUCAGCAGCUGUGGCUGACCUGCAUACUUGAGUUGGAGCAGGAUGUUACAGUAUCCCUCAAAAAGAAUGUUACUAUGACAGUCAAAGUACUGGGGGUGGUGAAGGAUGGAAGCACACCGUAUGUCAAUAAUCAAGUUCACAAUCGGACGAGGUUACUUAGUUGUGCACAAGUAUGCUUUCAUAUACAAUUCUUUCAAUGUUUGUAUUCACAGAAAUGCAGUGAAAUCAUUGUUGUUCACCUUGGCUACCUGAACUACACUCAGUACAACGUAUUUGUUAGCUUUGAAGACCUAAAGUUUACGUACUCGUACGAUAUCAAGAAUGUUACUUUCACAUGGAAGACAUACAAUCCAACUUUUUCACAAGUGGAAAUAUGGUUCCGAUUCGUCUUUGUAGUGCUUACUUUUAUGGUCACGUGUCUGUUUGCACAUUCCCUGCGGAAAUUCUCCAUGAGAGACUGGGGUAUUGAACAGAAAUGGAUGUCCAUUCUCCUUCCCCUCCUGCUACUUUACAAUGAUCCAUUUUUCCCCCUUUCUUUUCUGGUGAACAGCUGGUUUCCUGGAAUGCUGGAUGAUCUAUUCCAGUCGCUGUUUCUGUGUGCAUUGUUGCUGUUCUGGCUUUGUGUCUACCAUGGUAUAAGAGUGCAGGGGGAAAGGAAGUGCUUAACUUUUUACCUGCCCAAAUUCUUUAUUGUUGGAUUGUUGUGGCUGGCCUCUGUUACACUGGGAAUAUGGCAAACUGUUAAUGAAGUACAUGAUCCUACAUAUCAAUACAGGGUUGACACAGGUAAUUUCCAGGGAAUGAAAAUCUUCUUCCUUGUGGUGGCAACCACAUACAUUCUCUACCUUUUGUUCCUGAUAGUGAGGGCAUGCUCAGAACUUCGUAACAUGCCUUAUGUUGAUCUCAGGUUAAAAUUCUUAACUGCGUUAACCUUCGUAGUGCUUGUCAUUAGCAUUGUUAUACUCUACCUACGCUUCGGAGCACAAGUUCUACAGGACAACUUUGUUGCUGAGCUGUCGACUCAUUAUCAGAAUUCAGCAGAAUUCUUAUCAUUUUAUGGUUUAUUGAACUUUUAUCUCUACACAUUAGCCUUUGUGUACUCCCCCUCAAAGAAUGCACUAUAUGAAUCACAAUUGAAAGACAAUCCUGCUUUUUCUAUGCUGAAUGAUUCAGAUGAUGAUGUGAUUUAUGGGAGUGACUAUGAAGAAAUGCCACUUCAGAAUGGCCAAGCUAUUAGAGCCAAGUAUAAAGAGGAAUCAGACAGUGAUUGAUACUGAUGCAGACAGACUUGUUCAGCUUGAAUUAAACCAAUUUUGAAGAUUUCCUAGAUGGACAACUUCCUUGGCUUCCUUACAGUCUGCUGUCAUCUGAACACCAACUCCCAGGAAGGACAUCUUGCUUCUAUUUCUGUUUACAAAGUUAAAACUGAAAUGCUUGAAAAGAUUAUGGUGAAAACUUAAGAAUCAUAAUGUUUUAUGCAUCUUGUAAAAUGCCUGAUAGCAGGAUGCUCGUGGACUAAAAUCUUGUAAGUCUGUUUUCAUCCAGAAGUGUCACUGAUUAUUUACCAGUUUUAAAAUUGGCAGGGAAUGAAGUGUAUCAGGGGGUUUUCCUCUUUUU
This is a messenger RNA of Dryobates pubescens (Downy woodpecker), 2047 nucleotides long. RefSeq names its product transmembrane protein 181 (gene TMEM181). The coding region runs from base 97 to 1701 and encodes 534 amino acids. The record is from RefSeq and is a predicted model, not a curated record. Gene Ontology annotation, molecular function: toxic substance binding. The transcript has 17 exons. NCBI's taxonomy places the organism in Eukaryota, Metazoa, Chordata, Aves, Piciformes, Picidae.